Molecule: messenger RNA, 4098 nt
Organism: Amyelois transitella
Lineage: Eukaryota; Metazoa; Arthropoda; Insecta; Lepidoptera; Pyralidae
Gene: Rop
Product: protein ROP
Exons: 15
Coding region: 48-1811 (587 amino acids)
Biological process (GO): neurotransmitter secretion; intracellular protein transport; vesicle-mediated transport
Cellular component (GO): plasma membrane; secretory granule
Molecular function (GO): syntaxin binding
Source: RefSeq, a predicted model, not a curated record
GUCGUUUUGACAGCUGAAAAAAAUAAAAAAUAUUAGUCUAGUGCAAGAUGGCUCUGAAGGCGCUUGUUGGGCAAAAGAUUAUGAAUGAGGUGAUCCGCUAUCGCGGUCCCAAAGGAAAAGAGUCUCAGCGUAUAGAAUGGAGAAUCCUGAUAGUAGACCAACUGUCCAUGAGAAUGGUAUCUGCAUGCUGCAAGAUGCAUGAUAUCUCUGCUGAAGGCAUUACUUUGGUAGAAGAUAUUCACAAGAAAAGGGAGCCACUAUGCACCAUGGAUGGUAUUUACCUCAUCACUCCAUGUGAAAAAUCAGUCCACGCUCUCAUCAAUGACUUUUCAGUGGGCAACCGCAUCAUGUACAAAGCUGCCCAUGUCUUCUUCACUGAAGCUUGCCCUGAUGCAUUAUUUGAUGAAAUCUCACGUAGUCGUCUAGCUAAAUAUAUAAAAACAUUAAAGGAAAUCAACAUAGCUUUCAUUCCAUAUGAACAACAGGUAUUUUCUCUGGACUCUCCAGAGACCUUUCAAUGCAUGUACAAUCCAGCGCUCGCGCAAACACGCAACGCCAACAUGGAGCGCAUUGCCGAACAAAUUGCUACACUCUGUGCUACGCUGGGAGAGUAUCCAUCCGUACGCUAUCGCAGUGACUGGGAGCGUAAUGUGGAACUGGCCCAGCUGAUUCAGCAGAAACUUGAUGCGUAUAAGGCCGAUGAACCAACAAUGGGCGAGGGUCCCGAAAAGGCUCGCUCACAGCUCCUGGUCCUGGACCGCGGCUUCGAUUGCGUCUCUCCUUUGCUACACGAGUUGACUCUCCAAGCUAUGGCUUACGAUCUUCUGCCCAUAGAAAAUGAUGUCUAUAAAUAUGAGGCAUCCCAAGGGCAACUGAAAGAGGUUUUGUUGGACGAGAAUGAUGAGCUAUGGGUGGAACUGCGACAUCAGCAUAUAGCUGUUGUGUCCACCUCUGUCACCAAGAACUUGAAAAAGUUCACUGAAUCCAAACGCAUGGGCGGUGGAGACAAACAGUCCAUGAGGGACUUGUCUCAAAUGAUCAAGAAAAUGCCUCAGUACCAGAAGGAGUUAUCUAAAUACGCGACACAUCUGAAACUCGCCGAAGACUGCAUGAAAGCGUACCAGGGGUACGUCGACAAACUCUGCAAAGUGGAACAGGAUCUAGCCAUGGGAACUGAUGCUGAAGGUGAAAAGAUCAAAGAUCAUAUGCGUAGCAUUGUGCCUGUUCUACUAGACCAGGCUGUCUCCAACUUCAACAAGAUGCGCAUUAUCGCUCUGUACAUUAUGUCUAAGAAUGGCAUAUCUGAGGAGAACCUGAACAAGUUGGUGACGCACGCGCAGCUCGAGCCUUCCGACAAGCAGGCGCUGCUGAACCUCGCCAACCUCGGCCUCAACGUUGUGCUGGAUGGCAACAGAAAAAAGCAAUAUCAAGUGCCGAGAAAGGAGAGAAUCACUGAACAAACUUACCAAAUGUCGAGAUGGACGCCCAUUUUGAAGGAUAUCAUGGAGGACGCUAUUGAUGAAAAACUGGACCAGCGUCACUUCCCGUUCCUAGCUGGUCGCGCCCAGAGUUCCGGCUAUCAAGCACCCACCAGUGUAAGAUAUGGGCACUGGCACAAGGAUAAAGCUCAGCAAACCAUCAAGAAUGUUCCACGUCUUCUCGUUUUUAUCGUAGGCGGAGUAUGCUUUUCGGAAAUUCGUUGUGCUUACGAAGUGACAGCUGCCCUCAAAAACUGGGAAGUGAUCAUCGGCUCUUCGCACAUUCUCACGCCCGACACUUUCUUGUCCGAUCUCAGCUCCCUCACCGCCUAAACGAGAUUCACGAAGUACGCAUUACGGUAUGGAUGACUUUAACUUGCAAGGCUAAAAAUGAAUAAAAUGUCAGAGGAAACUUGGCGGAAACCGAUUCAACGCAAUACUGAUAGAUAAAAUAGCACUCGAAAUUGUACGGGAAAGUAUAACAAAAACAUUAAGCUACACUGUAAAACAUUUACUGGUUUGUAUACUCGAUAUAAAAUUGCUGCAAAAGAAAUAAAGCGUAAUAUUUUCCCCUGAGUUGAAGUUCCGUUGAUAAGUUGUAGGUAUUUUCGAUAUUCGGAACAUUUUCCGCCAGGUUUUAUUUAUACUGCCUUGUCGGAUUCUGACUUUAGAUUUUCGAUUAGCAUUUUAUUGAAAUAGUCGAUCUUUAUAAAGUGAUAUAAGGUAUUGUAAUUUUGCAGCUACUUGCUGAGAUAGACACCAAUAAUAGGCUUAUCUAUUGUCGACUUGAUGUUAAUGGUAGUACAAUGUGACAAAUAGAAAAAGCUGUUUUAUUAUUACAUCCUUAAUUUUCAAUACCUAAAUUUUUGUUCUUAUUUUCUACGAGGCCUGUAAACAUCGCUCCUAAAAAGAUAACUUCGGUCAUUUGUGAUAUUAAAAAAUUAUUGAAGUUAAUUUUUGUAAAUUAUGUAGAAUUAUAGUGUUAUAAUUGUAUACAAAUGUUUUAUAAUUUAAGUCGUUCUAUAUUAAGUUAUAAGAAUUACUUACUUUUUUAUUAUAUUAUUAACUAUUUCGUGUUGAUGUUUCAAACAUUCAAUCUUUUUAAUAAUUUAAAAAAAAAAUAAAAAAUAAAAUCUUUAUAAAAUAAAACCAUGAUCAUUAUUCAGGCGUGGAUGAUAAAUAGUAUUGUUGAAAUAUUGUGCUAUCACUAGAAUUAGACCGUGACGUGAUCCUAUGUAACUACAUAUUAGUAAAGGUUUAAAUUUGUUUUAUUAGCUAAACAUCGCCUUGUUUCAUUAAUUUAAUGCCAAAUGGUUUAGCAGUGCGGAUAUUUCGUAGUGUGUAAUUAUGACAAAUGCCCCAACAGAGAAAUGAAAACAUUAAUAGGCACACCAUAAGUUCAUUCUGUCAUGUUUAAAUGGUGAUAUAAUAUUUGCUAGUAUUAAUAAAGUAGGAAUUUUCGAUCUUAUUAUUCUAAAUGUUAAAUCACAUAUACUGGAUCCAGUUUUGUUUACAUUCCAAUAAAUAUUAUAUGUAUGUACAUUAUAUUAUGAUGUUACUCGCUUUUUCACUCGAGUCGUUUGUCGAUUAGUAUUAAAACUAGAAUAUAUUUCUUACACAUUACAUUAGAAAGUAAUCUUUGAAAUCACAAGGUUAUAAUCAAUUAUUUGAUUUGUCAACAAAUUAACACUUUCAAAAUGAAUAUGACAUUAACAUUGUUGAAGUAUAGGGAUGUAAUGUUCACCUAGUGAACUAUAUAUUCAUUAUUAUAGCCUCUGAAUAUAAACUCUGUAUGCUUUAUCGUAAUUUGUUUGAAAACUAAGGAAAUACUACGAUCAUUUAUAAAUGUCGCAGGAAAAUGAAGUGAACCAGAGAUUUCGCGAAAUCCCUAGGGAUACCACGAAAGCACGGCAUAUGUUGAAUAUUCUUAUUUACGACGCUUUCUUACUAAAAUAGUCAGUGAAAUGUCAUUUCACUAAAUUAAAUCUAGUGAAAUGUCAGAAAAACGGAUACCUCCGAGUAAAAAUCGUCCAAUGUAUCUCUCCCUCUCUCUACCCAAACGGACACAAGUGGGAGCGGAAGGAAGCCGCCGUGAAAGCGACCGCCGCGUCACGAAUAUGAUCGAUGGCACCAUGUGGUUUUAGCGGGUUCAAGCCCCACAUAUCCCUAACUUUAACCUUCCCGAACCCGGCCGGGUAGACGAAGGUCUUUCCACACGUAAAAAAAAAGGUUAGGUUAGGUUAAUAAUUAUGAAAGUACUUUUAAAAGGACUUAGCACGAACCUUUUUCAUUCUGUAUUUCACUAGAUUUAGAUGAGUGAAAUGAUAUAUCACUAGAUUGAAAUAGUAUUUUGUCAUAUCACUAAUAAUUUUUAGUAAGAAGAUGUAUUAAAUAGGAAUAUUCACCAUCUUCCGUGAUUUCGUGGUAUACCGAGGGAUUUCGUGAAAUCUCUGAUAUCCUCAUUUCUCUGCGACAUAAAUACAUAAGGUAGUUUCAAAUACCACAGUGUCAUGAUCACUGCUAUCAUGUGCAAUAACAGUAGUUCAUAUUGUCUAACACAGUUAACUUAUCAGUAUUGGAUUGUUAAGAGUUUCAUUAAAUUAUUCUAUAUUAUCUUUAA